AUGCUUGGGCUGGGCGGAUAUGGGUAUCAGGAGUACUACAAGAAGCAAGUUCUGCGGAAAAUUGACCAUGCGUUCGCGGGUGGGCUGUUUUCGUCGCUGGAAGAGGCUGCUUUGGCGCAGUACGGGGAUGCUGAGCAUAUGUUCCGCAUUGCAAGACCGGAACAGGGCUUGGUUGAUGGUAUUAUUAGCGGUAACACGAGGGGGAAUUACUUCCUGCUCUUCGGGGAGAAAGGGACGGGGAAGUCGUCUAUGUUGCUAGCCUCGAUGCAGAAGGUCGAUGGCGAAGGGGUCGCCAUGUUCGAGGCUCACAGUGAUAAUGAAGUCUUCCGCCUCCGGCUCGGAAAGGCUCUUGAUUAUGAAUACCACGAGGAUUACAUCGGGGGUCUUUUCAGCGUGAAAGGGCCGCGCGAUGCUACACCAUUACUAGAUAUUGAGCGAGCCCUGAAUAAGCUAGAGAAAAUAGCAUUACAGCGCAGAAAUGCGAGCCAUGGCCGUCGGCCUCUGGUACUGAUUAUCAGCAAUAUCCAUCAUAUCUCGGAUGAUGUGGAUGGGCAGCGGCUGCUAGAUUUGCUGCAGCAGCGUGCGGAGUUGUGGGCGGCUAGUGGGCUUGUUACGCUUGUUUUCACGAGUGAUAAGUAUCGCACGACGGAGGCGCUAAGGUUGCAUGCUACGCGGAUGCAGUUGUUGAAUGUACAGGAUGUUCCGCGGGAUGUCGCGGUUGAGGCUCUGAGGAGGUAUCGCGCGGAAACGCGCGGAGAAAGCAUGCCGAGUUCUCUACUGGAUGAGAUAUAUAGUCGAGUAGGAGGACGACUUAUCUUCCUAGACCAGGUCGCAAGAUCGAAGAACAUGCUCGAGACCGUGCAGUCCAUUUGUCAAAGGGAGCAACGUUGGCUUCUCUCGCAAUGCUGGAUUUUGGGCCGGGAUAUUGAUGACGAAGCUGAGCAUCAACAAGAUUACUGCGCCGCCGCAAUGACCCUCGCCCAAGCCCUAGUCUCCAUGGAAAACAACAACCCGACCCCCUCUUCACUCCCCCGAAUCCCCCUCCACAAAGUCCAAGAACUAAUGACACGAGCCGACUUUAUCCCAAGACUCGACCAACAGAACAUCAUCGCCAUCGACGCCGAUGGCAUGGUCAGAGCCGACUCAAUGCCAAUGCAGAAUGCGUUCCGGGCAAUUUGCAGUCAACCCGGGUUUGACGCGCAUUUGGAAGCUACCAAUGAGCGGUUAGAUGAGUUGGAGAGUUUGGGGCGGACGACGGAGUUGACGGUAAAGGAUUUGGUGGGUGGGGAGUAUGAGCUGUCGAGUAGGCAUGGGGACGGGUUUGUGAUUCGGAGGAGGUAG
Aspergillus glaucus CBS 516.65 is the source of this 1341-nucleotide messenger RNA. RefSeq names its product ATP-binding protein. The transcript is spliced from 2 exons. Lineage: Eukaryota; Fungi; Ascomycota; Eurotiomycetes; Eurotiales; Aspergillaceae. Bases 1 to 1341 code for a protein of 446 amino acids. The record is from RefSeq and is a predicted model, not a curated record.